Aspergillus glaucus CBS 516.65 is the source of this 488-nucleotide messenger RNA. RefSeq lists its product as uncharacterized. Lineage: Eukaryota; Fungi; Ascomycota; Eurotiomycetes; Eurotiales; Aspergillaceae. The coding region runs from base 24 to 488 and encodes 154 amino acids. The record is from RefSeq and is a predicted model, not a curated record. The transcript is spliced from 2 exons.
AUUGAACUUCUCAAUCUAUCAAGAUGAAGGUCUCCGCCAUUCUCUCUACCAUGAUGGUUGCCGGACUUGUGUCCGCUGCCCCUCCGGGUGUUCGCCCUACCGACAUCCAGUCUCCUGCUCCUGGCGCUCCGACUGACCUCCCUGUGCCGCACGACAAGCGUGGCGACAUCCCUCCCCCUCCUAAGGACACUCAGGUGCCUCCUCCUCAGCCCACCGACGACAAGAACAAGCGUGGCGAUGUCCCCCCUCCUCCUAAGGACACCCAGGUCCCUCCUCCCAAGGACGGUGAUAAGAACAAGCGUGGCGAUGCUCCUCCCGCCCCCAAGGACACUCAGGACGACAAGCAGAAGCGUGGCGACGCCCCUCCCGCUCCCAAGGACACUCAGAUCCCUCCCCCUCCCAAGGACGACGACAAGGAGAAGCGUGGCGACGUCCCCCCUCCUAAGGACACCCAGGCUCCCCCCCAGCCUAAGCCCACUAACAACUAA